Molecule: messenger RNA, 2963 nt
Organism: Carya illinoinensis
Lineage: Eukaryota; Viridiplantae; Streptophyta; Magnoliopsida; Fagales; Juglandaceae
Exons: 11
Coding region: 548-2632 (694 amino acids)
Biological process (GO): response to endoplasmic reticulum stress
Molecular function (GO): protein binding
Source: RefSeq, a predicted model, not a curated record
CAAUGUCCCAAAAGAAAAGAAUGCUUUCCAAAGAACCUUGUGAAGGAAGUAUUUAAAUAAGAAAAAAUUAUGGAGAGGUUUUAAGUUUUAACCAUUGCCAAUGACCACGAGAGAACUAAGUAUGAUAUUCCCUUGUCGAACAAGCAUACAGAUGAAGAAAAAAUUGUACAGAAUCUUUAACCCUUGUCAAUGACGAUGAGAAUUGGAAAAGACUUGUGCUUUUUCCUCGUUUCUUCGUAGACCCAAAUGGGCCACGACCAUUAAUCGUUAAUUCAACGACGAAUUGCUUCGGUACCUCAGUUGGCAAAGGUGGAAAUUCAUCCGUAAAAUCAUUCUUCCUCGUACAGAGACAGGCGUACAUACAUACCGUAUGAUGCCCCCAAAACACACCUUCUGAGCAAGGAAACAUUCUCUAUAAACCCAGUAGAAAAGGCAGUCCACACCCCACACUUUGUUUACUCUGGAAACAGCUUGUACUUGUUAUGUUACUUUUGCACUUGUUCUCCUCCUAUUUCGCGCUUCGCGUGUUUUCUCCGUAGUCUCAGAAAUGUCUGCAGGGAGGAAAUUUGCUAGCAAAAGUAUACCUUCAUCUCCAGAUCUGGUGAGCAGCUCUUCAUCUGUAAGAAAUUUGGGGAAGAAUCACCUGGGUGGGGUCAUAUUUGGUUGCAACAACAAUACUAUCAAGGAAUGCCUCUUUAAACAACUCUUUGGCCUACCAGCUCAGCACUUUUCAUAUGUGAAGAAUAUUGAUCCUGGCUUACCACUCUUCCUAUUCAACUACAGUAACAGAAAACUUAGUGGAAUCUUUGAGGCUGCCAGCCCUGGUCAAAUGAAUAUUAACCCUUAUGGCUGGACCACUGAUGGUUCAGAGAGAACAUUAUAUCCUGCACAGGUUCAGAUCCUUGUCCGCAUGCAUUGCCAGCCACUGCCUGAAAAUCAGUUUAAACCAAUAAUUUCUGACAACUACUAUACUGAGACCCAUUUCUGGUUUGAGCUAGACCACGCUCAAGCAACUAGACUCAUGUCCUUAUUCUCUUUAGCGGUUGCUCCAAGUACUUCUGUACCACAGAAUACUGCAAAGUGCAGAGCGAUUUUUUGGCCUCUUCCCCUGAAUGAUGUAGUAGAGAAAAGUGAAGGGUUUAAGCCACUUACUUUGGAAAUCAAGCAUUCUAAUCAAUCAAGUCAGAAACUGGAUUCUACAGAUGUUGCUUCUUCAUUUGAUGGAUACAACCAGAUAUCAGAAGCUCACUCCAAUGUAAAUUUAGUUGAACAAGAUGAGAAAGAAGUAAUUCUCAUGAAACUGAAAGAAUUGGCUCGUUGCCAUGAGCAUCAAGACUUGCCUACAUUGCGUAAUGUAGAAAAUACUUCUAUUAUGAAUGAAGAGAAUCCUAAUUCAUCUUCUGGCGUGGAAGAGAAUGAAGACAAUCCUCAGUCAUCAUCUGAGUGUCAGUCCAUCAUAACUCAGUUGAUUCAAGAGGUGCAAGAGCUUAAGGCUUUUAAUGCAGAACAAACUCAGAAGAUUAGCAUUUUGGAGCAGAAGCUGAUGGAGGCAGAAAUGGAAAUUCUGCUUUUAAAAGAUCAUUGUGUGAUGUUGGAACCUGUGUCCAAUCCUUCCAACGCGCUUGGUAAUGAUACAGUCAUUGAGGCUAUUGAUGAGCUCCAUGUGGAUCAAUCUGUGUCAGAUCCUUCUGAGGAACUUGUUAAUGAGACAGUUAUUGACUCAUUUGAUGAGCUCCAUUUGGAUCCUAAUGAGUCAAUAUAUCUGAUAGGAGGAUAUGACGGUGAAUCAUGGUUGUCAUCAUUGAAUUCAUAUCAUCCUUCUCAGGACAUGAUAAAAUCUCUGAAGCCUAUGAGCACUGUCAGAUCAUACUCUUCAGCUGCGCAGUUGAAGGGUGAACUAUAUGUAUUUGGUGGGGGAAACGGAUAUGUAUGGUAUGACACAGUUGAGUCGUACAACCCAGCUAAUGAUGAGUGGACUUUGCAACCUCCACUAAAUCAGGAAAAGGGUAGUCUAGCUGGUGCUACCAUAGAUAAUAAAAUAUUUGCCAUUGGUGGGGGGAAUGGCAUCAAAAGCUUUUCAGAAGUUGAAAUGCUUGAUUUAGACAUUGGAAGAUGGAUCUCAACACGGUCAAUGCUAGAAAAGCGGUUUGCUCUUGCUGCAGCAGAACUGAAUGGUGUGCUUUAUGCUACUGGUGGAUAUGAUGGGAAUGAUUACUUGAAUUCUGCUGAGAGAUUUGACCCUAGAGAACAUUCUUGGACAAGAAUUGCAAGUAUGAAUACAAAGAGGGGCUCCCAUUCCCUGGUUGUUUUCAAUGAGAAAUUAUAUGCUCUGGGUGGAUAUGAUGGAAAUACGAUGGUUCCAAGUGUUGAAAUAUUUGAUCCACGUCAGGGAUCAUGGAUUUGUGGUGAACCAAUGGUAAACCCAAGGGGAUAUUCUGCUGCUGGUGUUAUCAAGGAUUCCAUCUAUGUAAUUGGAGGAAUUAAAGUGAGUGGUAACGUUGUUGACACGGUUGAAACUUAUAAGGAUGGUCAGGGUUGGCAAGAAACCCACUCAAAGGCCCUUGGGAAAAGGUGCUUCACUUCAGCCUUUGUUUGCAGGCAUGAUGUGGAAGGUCAAGGAGGCUUCACAUAAUUGCUCUUGUUCAAAUAUAGAAGAAGAGGAAGAAGAAGAAGAAGAAGCUCAGUGAUGGAAAUGGACAUGCGGCAGAAAUGAUCUGGGCUUCUUGCUUGCUUAUGAAUAUUUUGUCUCAACCAAUUUAGCUUGCUAAGAAAGACUAUAAUUUUUGUUCUCCGGGUACCAUAAUGCUUGAUGGAGUUCAAAGUAUAUUUUUGUUUUUGGUUUUGGUUUUGCUUUUCAAUUCGUUUUAGUUUUGGUUUUGUUUUUGUUUUUUGUGGCACGUUUGAGCAUUUGGUACCUGUUAAUAUGCAGUAUGUGAUAAUGUAGGGGUCAAUUCCCAUAUCAA